UGUAGUCAGUGGGGUGCUUGCCUAAAUCAGAGCACAGAAAGCAAGUCCAAGGCCUUCCGCUGUCCUCUUUGACGGCGACUCCCUCCCGCUCUACAAGAUCCAGGCGUCCUGGAACGGAAGUCCACUUCCCCGCUGGGAUCCGAACACCCGGAGCAGCUCCGGCCCCCGACCACGUGUUCCGGCAAACUUGCCGCCGGUCAGCGUGGGAGGCCGAGGUGACGCGAAGGUGAACCCGAGGUGGGCGGGGCGGCGGAGCUCGCUCUCGCGAGACUUAGCUGCGGGGGCGCGGGGCUGGAGAGGAGGACGCGGCGGGCGGCGCUUCCUCGGCCGCUCGGCCUCCACUCCGCCGAGCCAGCCGAGUCCAGGUCUUCCACUUCCGCCCCUCCGCCGGCCGCUGGGAGUAGCGAAGCCAAAGAAGUCGCGGGCGCCCCGCCGCUGGCGCGCGUCCUCCCUCCCUCCCUUUCUCCCUCACUCCCUCCCCUUUCUUCUGAUUCAAGCCCGCCGUCCCAGGCUUCGCUCUGCCGAGCCCGCAGUCCACGCCGCGGCCGACAUGAGCUUCUUGUUUGGUAGUCGCUCUUCUAAAACUUUUAAACCAAAGAAGAACAUACCAGAGGGGUCUCACCAGUAUGAACUCUUAAAACAUGCAGAAGCCACACUGGGCAGUGGCAAUCUGCGGAUGGCUGUCAUGCUUCCUGAGGGAGAGGAUCUGAAUGAGUGGGUGGCAGUUAACACUGUGGAUUUUUUCAAUCAAAUCAACAUGCUUUAUGGAACCAUCACAGACUUCUGUACAGAGGAGAGCUGUCCCGUGAUGUCAGCUGGACCAAAAUAUGAGUAUCACUGGGCAGAUGGAACAAACAUAAAAAAGCCCAUCAAGUGCUCUGCACCGAAGUAUAUUGAUUACCUGAUGACUUGGGUUCAGGACCAGCUGGAUGAUGAGACAUUAUUUCCAUCAAAAAUUGGUGUUCCAUUCCCGAAGAAUUUCAUGUCAGUGGCAAAAACAAUACUCAAACGGCUCUUCAGAGUUUAUGCCCACAUUUAUCACCAGCAUUUUGACCCUGUGAUCCAGCUUCAGGAGGAAGCACAUCUCAAUACGUCUUUCAAGCACUUUAUUUUUUUUGUUCAGGAGUUCAACCUCAUUGACAGACGAGAGCUGGCACCACUGCAAGAACUGAUUGAAAAACUCACCUCAAAGGACAGAUAAAAGGAUGCCAAGCUGUGCAGACUCUUCUUCAUAUGGAGCUGUGUAUAGUGUAGUUGGCUUUGUUAUAUUUCAUUUUUAUCUAGAUUGUUUCUAUUGUAGGUUUUGGGGCUUGCUUGGGUUCCCUUUUCUGAAUAUAUAAAAUCAUAUUCUGUUGCUAGAGGAAGCUGAAAACCAUUCUUGACAUUUGAAAAGGGCAAAUUUUGUCUUAGUGGUAUACAGUAUUUUUUUUUCUAUUUUAUUUUUAUUAAUAACCUGGUUUUGGUUACUUGAGGAAUUUUUAUGAUAUUUUACGCUGGAAACAAAUGCAAACUGACUGAAGUGCUGAUGGACUGGGUACUGUGUUAUGUAAACUGUGGCCUACUUUGAAGUCCCUAAAAAAGACUUACGUGUUUUUAAGUGCCUUGAUAGGCUCACUUCUGAGGUGCAAAGCACAGAUAGAGGACUGAACAGAGCUUGAAACAAUAUUAGAAUUUCUAUGUAGGGCACUCACUUGUGCAUGUUAUAAAGUAAUCUGUUAUAAAAGCCAUAGUUUACUCAGAUUGAUGAUCUCCAGCUUUUACUAUGUUGAAAAAGACAUCAUUUGUAAAGGUGUGCAUGUAGAACACAAAUACAAAACAACAAAUUAUUUCUUAAUUAUUUUUGACAUAAUUUGUAAAGGUGUGCAUGUAGAACAUAAAUGUAAAACAACAAAAUUCUUAAUUAUUUUUGAUAUUGAUCAAUAUAUUCUGUUCAACAGCUGUUUAAAGUUCUACAAGCAGGUCUUUUUCCAUCUCUUAAUAUCUGUGAUAUUGAAAUUUGAGGAUGUUGAAAUGUAAUAGAUACUGCAUUUCAGCUUCUUUCUACAUGUAAGUGCACUCUAAGUGUAAAACUUCAGGUUAUAUAUAGAAUCGCCAUCUUUAGAAAGGAUGUUGAACUGUGAGGUUUCCUAGCAGUUGCCAAAUGAGCCGUAAGUGCAGAAUCCCUUUGUACUUCAAAGAGGAAAGGAAAAAUGAGACCUGUCACGGCAGGCAUUAGUUUGGGAAAAUAGAGAGAGGAUUAGUGAAUUCUAGAAAGUCCUGUUUUAAAACCCUGGGAUAGAAUAGUAUCUAUUACUUACAGUCUGGGAGACUCUUUUAGAGAUCAGCUUCCAUGAGAAGUUAAACACAAGUAAUUAGUUUUAGGUACAGACAUUAAACAUGGAAUUUAACAACUAUUUGGGGGAAAUUAAUCACUUUUUAGCAUUUCCAUUCAGUGAAUGGAGCUGGUAUUUGCCUGUCAUUUUAAAUGAUACACUACCUUGAUUAUUGGUGCAGUUUGAAGUAUCCUGACUUCUUAUUUUUCCACUGUGAGAAAUCUUUUUUCUUUGUAGUGAUAUCAAGUAAUGAAAAUGUUAGUUCAGUAGUUAAUAAAUUUUAAAUAUUAGUUGAGAUGACAUCCUGUUAAAUUAUUAUUAUCAAUGACAGGUUCAGGGAUCUGGGUUUUAGAAUAAUACUGAGGUUCUCCCUCUUUCAGUUUUGUUCUCAGUUUCUCAGUAACUCUUUCAGACUUUGAGUUUUAAUUUUGUCAGUUUGGAUAAAUCCGCUUCUCUCAAUUUUCUCUCUUUCUAGUUAGAGACAUGUACUUCCAAACUUGUAAACUUGAAAUUCUUGCUGUGAAUUUGCAUACAAACACUUAAUGGAAAAGAAUCUAAAAUGAAAUGAACAAGUGGACAGUGAUACAAUUGGAUGCCCUUGCAAUUAUGAUCACUAGGAACUGCCUUUUUCUCCACUUGAUUUCUAUAAUGGCAAUUACGUACAAAGUACCAAUAACAAAAGGAACACAAGAGCUCGGAAAAGGUAGAUAAGACUGGGCAUUUAUUAGUAAUGCUUAUUUAUGAACUGACAGGUAGCUGAUUUCUUUAAAAUAUUUUUUUUUAGUAUCUAAAUAGAUAAUAUCAACCAUUAUGGGUUGGUUCAGAAUUCUGAUGUUUGAUUCCUCUCUAUACAGGAAAGGAAGCACAUAAUUACUCACUAAAAUGGUCUUCUGAAAUAUAUGACUUUCUGUCACCCCUGUAACAGGGUCCUCCAUAGCAGUAGCAUGUAGAGAGAGGAUUAAGAGGUUGCUUCUGGUCCUUUAAGCCUUACGUAUAGUACACUGUCAGAAUGGAAACCAGUCCUAGAACCCGUGCUUGACAGUAGGAUGUACCACUUCGUGUGGAUAGCAGCAGUUUAUGUGCAUGGUGCCAGAAUCUCAGAUGCCACGCUUUCAAGUCAGCACUGAAGCUUUGCGAAAUAAGGAGACGUGUGUGUCUAUAUGGUGAGAAAGAGUAGAUGUUUUCCUGGGAAAAGGCCUGGCAAUUGUACGUGGUGGUGGGUGGCUAUAACUAAAGAAACACUAGGAUACAAGAGAAAGUCAGUCUAAUAAAAAUUUGCUUUGAGAGUAAAAUACCACCCCACCCCCUUUUGGUUUUUCAAGACAGGGUCUCUGUGUAGCUCUGGCUGUCCUGGAACUCACUCUGUAGACCUAGCUGCUAUUGAACUCACAGAGAUCCGCCUGCCUCUGCCUCCCAAGUGCUGGGAUUACAGGCAUGCACCACUACCGUCCAGCAAAAUGACGUUUUUAAGUAAGGAUCAAAGUCUGAUUUUGCAGGAGAGCUUGCUUAUAAAUGUUUCUUCGGUUCUUCUCAGAACUGUUAAUUUAGAAAUAAAUAAUUAUCCCUUUUUAUUUCUUUCCUUAAUUUUUGAGACUGGGUCUCACUGUGUAGCCCUGGCUUAUAGACUAAGUCUCAAACUUAAAGAGAUCUGCUUGGCUCUGUACCCUAAAGCUGGGAUUAAAGGUAUGCACCACAGUACGUGGCUACCCCACUUUUUAUACAGUUAUAACAGUGCGAGCUGGUUUUCCUUAUUCUUUCAAAGCUCAUCCCAUACAAUUGAAUUAUCAUUACAUUUGUUAUUCACAUUGCUUUGGUUAAAUGUGGACAUGAUGAAGCAAGAUUUAGGAAUUAUUUAGCUGUCAGAGUAGUGGUGGUGAAGAGAAAUUGACCGAAUGAAAUGUUUGUCAUUAGCAGUAGGUAGUACAGCUGGCCUUGUUCAUUUGCUGACCUGGUUUUUCCAUGUCCCAUAGAAGCCAUGCUAUUAGACUGCCACAGACAGAAAGCACAUGUGCGGUGGUGGCUAUGGAGUGUUAUCUACCUUAAAAUGAAAGAUUUUUAGAUUGUUGCCUCUUUUUAACUCUGUUUUGCUAGUCUUUGUAAACUCCAAAUGGUCAACAUAAAGUUAAGCAGAGUAUAUUUUAACAUGUAUUUCAGACUGAGUUACUACCUGGAUUAUCAGGAUAGUUGAAGCACUACAAUCUGUUAUCAGAAAAUGGAAAUAUGGAUAUUUAUAUUUUGCAUAUUUCAUCAUUAGAUUCCAUUUUAUAUAAUGAGCAUUUUCCUUGCUUAUGGGGAAAGAAGCAAAACAACAGAUUUCUUUUAUAGCUUUGUCUACAUCCUCUCUGAGAGAGAUUUUGAUAACCACUGAAAUGGUAGAUUAUGUAAGAUACAAAUACUAAGUUGUCACACUGCCUUUUAAGGUGAGCAUGAUGUACUGUAACACCCAGAUGAGAGUUGACCUUCAAAGUAGUUCUCUUUGGAGCAGAGUAUAUUUCUGCUCUUUUGCAAAGUAUGUUUCUGGAAUUUUGUCCCAUGUCAUAGGUGCUUUGAGAAUUGACUUAACGACUAUGUAAAGAAAAGUCAACUUCUUCUUUUUAGUUGCACAAAAACAAUUUUUGAAGUUUAAUAGACCUACAUUAACUACCAAACUACACUCACUAACUUGGCUAUUUUCCGAGAACCAAGGCAGUGUAGAAAGCAAGAGUAUAUUUUAUGCUCUAAAUCUGCUGAGACGAGGGCACAGAUACUGACUGCAUCACAGAAAUAUAGGUUCCUGAUGGUACUAUUGGAAGGCAGAACCAUUAUUUACAUGUGAAAACUUUUUUUAAUUACUUUGUAUUUAUAUAAAGUUUUAAAACCAAGGUCUUUCUCUAGAACUUGCUGUUUCUUCCCUUCUCCCGUCUCCCCUAGAACUUGUGGAUUGUGUUUGGAUAGUUUCGAUUGAGAGGAUAGUAUGGGAAAUGGAUCCAGUACUUACAGCAGCAGUUUAAAGAGGCAAGGCCUUUGUGUGUCUCCAUUGCUUUAUAGGUUGUUUUGAACAAGUUUUUCUUUCAAUUUGUCUUUAAUGAAAGACUGGAGAUUGAUGUACAGGAAAAUUAGAAAUAAUUUAUUAUUAUGCCAAAUUUUAGCCUAUCAUUAAUACUGUUUAAAAAUAUUUAAGUAUUCAGCACAUGUCAUUAAAUUCUGAUUGUCUUUUGAAAAUAUACUGGACCAGAAGUUUACUUGUAAUUUGGAAUGUGAUUGCAUACUAGGAAAACAUCUUAUUUUGAAACUUACUUGAUAUAAUAAGGAACAUCCAGUUACACACUCAGCUCAGUCCUUAUGCACCGCUCCAAAUGCACCUUACACCUUGUUCUUCUGCGGUGUUGUGUAGAUGACCACUGCUGCUCCCAGUGAUUGUAUGUGAGCUGAGGAAUGGUUAGAGCGCUGUUUCCAUAUUUAAUAGGGAAGUUCAGUGUUAACAAAUAUGCAAAGAAUUCUGAAUGCAAGUGGUUUGAAUUUUUAAGGCUUCCCUAGGUAGUAAUAACUCCCUAAGUUAUUCUAUGAGCAUUCAUGUUGAAGGUAUAGGACUGCUGUCUGUGACUCACAGUUGGAUUUGUUUGUUUUGUAUUGUGACAAAAGAGAAAAAAUACAAUGAGGUGGGCCACCUUUUAUGUGUGGUACUAGCUCCUCCCCUUCCCUCCCUCCCUCCCUCCCUCCCUCCCUCCCUCCCUCCCUCCGUUUUUCUUUUACAUGUCGUGCUACACAGUAGAAAACUUUGGGAGAAAUUCUCAGACAGGCAGGAAGCGAAAUCACUGGCCUUUAAGAUUUGUGUUUUCCCACUCACAUCUGUGUCGUGUGCACACAUAUACCCUGCUCACACGCACUCAAGGCUGAGUUUACAGUUCACCAUUGGUAGAGAUUCAUACAGGUUUUCUUUUGUUUGGUUGACAGUUUCUUUAUGUUACCACAGCUGCAGUUAUUGGUGAUAUAAUGUGAUAAUUUCUUAAUAUCUCUUUCAUAAUUAUUCCUUUAUGGAAUUUCUUAAUACUUUUGCACAAAUUUGAGUUUUAGUUUUGAUUUUGAAAUAGUUAAAAUAGGUUAGUGUAUUUUCAUUUGAGAACACUUUCCUCCCUUAAAUUGUCCUGCAGAAAUGGCUAUUUUUUAGGGAAAAUAGUUUUUUACAGCUACUAAACUGUAUUUGUUAUUUUUGUAUAUGCAUAACCAGGGUGGUGAGAUCACUAAUAUUUUACGAAAUACCUUUGUUAUAUUUGAUUUUUUUCCUAUACAUUUAAGUUAUUACUUAAAAUUAUUGAUAGAAAUAAUGUUGUAAAGACAACAUAUAAGGAAUACUUAAAGUCAGAGUAGAAAUCAUUUCUGAAGACAAAUCAGAAAUGCUGCCAGUGCCAGGUAAUGGAAGCAGAAGGCAGCAUUCACAUUGUGCAAUUGCUUAAGAUAUGCACAGAGACAAGAGUCCGUUCUCACGGGGGACAGGUUCUCUAGUAAGGUAGUUAGAUGGUACAAAAUGGUCUAAAAUAGGAAAUGCAACGGAGGCGCCAUAUUGUAAAUUGUGCCAAGAUGAUGCAAAUUGUAGUUAUUGAUCAAAGCUGUUUCACUGUUGUUAUUUUAAAGGAAAUAUUGAAUGUCAGAAAAUCUGUAAUAUGUUUUAUUUGACAGAUGUAAAUAAUGUAUACAGUCUUAUAUGUGGCAGAAUGGGAGGUAUUUAAUUUUAGGUUUUUUUUUUUUCUUUAGAAGAAAAUGUUUGUAAGGAAAAAAACCCUAAUAAAUACUUUUGGUUAGCCAUGAAUCCUGA
This is a messenger RNA of Arvicanthis niloticus (Nile rat), 7104 nucleotides long. It is a transcript of the gene Mob1b, whose product is annotated as MOB kinase activator 1B. The record is from RefSeq and is a predicted model, not a curated record. Lineage: Eukaryota; Metazoa; Chordata; Mammalia; Rodentia; Muridae.